UUUAAGCCUGUAAAUUUUUAUUCUUUUUCGUAUGCUUGUUCUCUUUCAUGUGUUUUAAAGUUAUUUGGUAAUUUUAUGUUUACGUUGAAAUCUUCAUCACAUUGAAUUGUACAAAACAUUUGCAAAUUAUCGAUGAAAAUGAUAAUUUUCCUUAGGAUUGCUUGUACAGGGAUGCUGCCAAGACCCCCCAAGUCUCUACCUUUAGCACUUUCAUGGCGAAAGAAGGUCUCUCCGGUCUCUAAGAUUGAGGCCCCCUUCGCUCUGGAGUUCCGAUUGGCAGUAAAUUCCAUUAAUCCGUGGUUUAUAGUGUUGAAUUUUGGGUUUAGGGACAGUUUUGGGGUCUAUGGAGAAAUGGGGAAUGGGUUUGGGUGAGGUACUUUCACUUUUAGUGGAGUCUUCACAUUGUGAGAUAGAUCAGUUAAUUAACUGUAUAGAUGAACAACGGUCCAGAUCUCUUUUGAACUAAUGAAGCUAGCCCCACCAAGAACUUGCCACGUCAUCAUCACCCCCCUCCUUUUGGAACCUCUGGCUCUGGGCAAUGGAGUAGUGCUAUAAUAUAGUUAGUGGUUUAGGGGCUGUCUAAGUCUUGGUUUCAGUCAGGGAACUGAAAGGUCAGGGGCUGGAGCUUGCCCUGUGGUUGUGUAAAAGCUCUUUCUGUGUUUGAGACUUUGAACGGAGAUGAUGUGCCUUUUGUACUGCAUGCAUGAUUGCAGCAGCAGCAGCAGCAGCAGCAGUGAGGACAAGAAAGAUUUGGAAGUUAAUCGAAGCAAUAAGGCAAAGCAAAAGAGAAGAAAGAAACCAUUUUGGCUCUUCUUAUCAAGGCUGCUUUUCCUGGAACUGAAGCAUCUAUCUCACAAUCUGGAUAUGGGAAAUCUUCAAAGGAGUUUGUCACCUUCCUCCCUUUCCACCUCUUCCUCCUCUUCCUCCUCUUCACUUGGUCCACACCCAUUGCAAAUUGAUCCAGAACUCUGGCUAAUGGCUGAAAAAAGGACCCAAGAGAUACUAUAUACCAUUCAACCUACUUUUGCUUCUGAGCAUAAAAGGAUGGAAGUCAUCGAUUAUAUUCAGAGUUUAAUUAAAUAUUAUUUUACAGUUGAGGUCUUUGCAUUUGGUUCGGUCCCUCUGAAAACCUAUCUUCCAGAUGGAGAUAUUGAUCUGAUGGUCCUCAGUCACCAAAACAUGGAGGAAGAAUUAGCCAGGGGUGUCUGCACUCUCCUCCAACGUGAAGAGCUUGACCCUGAAUUCCAAGUAAAUGAUGUCCAAUAUAUUCAUGCUCAGGUUAAGCUUGUAAAGUGUUCUGUGAAGAAUAUCUCCGUUGACAUCUCUUUCAAUCAAAUGGCAGGGCCCUCUGCUCUAUGUUUUUUAGAGCAGGUUGAUCAACUUAUUGGGCAAGAUCAUCUUUUCAAACGCAGCAUUAUCUUGAUCAAAGCAUGGUGUUUCUAUGAGAGCCGAAUUCUUGGUGCACACCAUGGCUUGAUCUCGACAUAUGCAUUACAAAUCUUGGUUUUGAAUAUCAUUAAUGUUUUCCAUUCAUCUCUACCUGAUCCUUUAGCGGUCCUCUACAAAUUUUUGGAUUAUUAUAGCGCCUUUGAUUGGGACAAUUAUUGUGCCAGUAUAAAUGGCCCCAUUCCCAUAUCAUCCUUCCCACAAACUGAUUCAACACAAGACAAUGGGAAUGAGUCACUUAUCAGUCAGGAGUUUCUGAGGAACUUUAGAGACAAGUUUGCAUUUCCGAUGAAAGAACUUGAGAAUGGUGCCCAUGAAUUUCCCAUUAAGCAUCUCAACAUAGUGGAUCCUCUUAAGAGCAGCAACAACUUAGGACGUAGUGUUAACAAAGGAAAUUUUCAUCGAAUAAGAGGUGCCCUUUCUUAUGGAGCUCAAAGGCUUGGAGAAAUAAUUGCGUUGCCAGGAGAAGCAAUGGGUGGUAGACUUGAGAAGUUCUUUAUGAACACUUUGGACAGAAAUGGUAGGGGUCAAAGGCCUGAUGCUGAUGUUCCUGUCCCUGCAUUUGGUACUGGAAGAUCGGAGGCGUCUGAUCUCAAUGGAGACUAUGACAAGUAUUACAGUGGUCUCCUACAUGGCCAGUGGUAUCACAGUUAUGCAUUGCCUGUACCUCCUCAGCCCAGUUCGCCAUCAUCACCUUCACAAAUCAAGCUGAAAAGUGCUAGGGAUGUGCUGCCUCAGUUGCUGCAAAGCAAGCAGAAUAUUCUUUCUCAAAGAGGCACAGAGGUGUUCUUCCCAAGGCAAAAAUGUCACCCUUAUGCUUCACAAGUCCAUGUGGCUAUUUCUGGUAUUGAUACAAUGAGGAAGUCAAGAGGAACAGGCACAUACAUCCCUGACAUGUGCCAUAAUCGUUACAAAGAUUUGCUAUUAUGGAUGACAAUGAGCAAUCCAGAUUCUAGUCAUAGACCAUUGUUGAAAUCACCUCGAAAGAGUGACUAUGCUGAAGAUUCCCCAACGUCGGUGAAGAGUAGGAAUGGCAACUGCCUUAAUAUCUCACCAGGGAUGGAGAAGAGUGAGAAUGGCAGCUGCCUCGAUCUUUCACUAGAUCAAUUCCCACUUCUUCCUUGCAGUGAGAAUUCCAUGUCAUCAGAAAUCCAUCAUUCGUAUCAAACCACCACAAAGGCUAGCCAGGCCAAGAAUUGUUCUGCCACCUUAGGGAAUAUUCAAUUUGGAUCCUUACCAUUACUGCCAGGAAUGCCUUCAUCAGCGGCGAAGAAGCAAGCAGAUUCAGGAGUUUUAACAUCUAUGGAUAGAAUGCCAGCUGUCCAGAGAAAAAAAAUGCAGAAGCAACAAGGGUUCUUGGAGAGUCCUGAGAAAAUGGUUCACAGACAACAUUUUCAAGUGAAGAAUGAUACAGACUUUCCCCCUCUCUGACCACCAGGGCACUCACAUGUGGAGAUUUAAGUAAAAGAGUGGAACUACAGCUCAACAGAAAUGCUGAUACCUAACCUGACAUGGAUCCUUACUUACACAGAAAUAACGCUGCCCUGGGAAGGCUUGAAAUACAAUUUUGUUUUUGUUUUCCUUCUGUCAAACCCCAAUAAUGGAAGCAUUUUUGUUGAGGAGGGUCCUUGGAUGGGUUUCUCAUCCUUUCCACCUCUUUUGAAAAACCUAAGGUACUCUAUAGGAACUUUUGUCAGGAAAAAAUGGUUAUUUUUCUAUCCUCUCUCAUCCUCGCUAAAGCUUUCUUCACUGUUUGGUGAGCAUUCAGCGAGGAGUUUUUAAAGCUUGUAUCAGGGUGCUUUCUGUGAUAACACUUUUUUCUUUUUAUCAACCUAUGUGUUUGCUGCUUUGCUUUGAAGCAAACUCCACUUAAAAGUCAAGUGUUUGGCAAGGGAAUUUAGGUUCAAUAUUUACCAUGCACUUCCUAGUA
Populus nigra (black poplar) is the source of this 3376-nucleotide messenger RNA. RefSeq lists its product as uncharacterized. The transcript has 10 exons. The record is from RefSeq and is a predicted model, not a curated record. Gene Ontology annotation, molecular function: nucleotidyltransferase activity. The coding region runs from base 679 to 2877 and encodes 732 amino acids. NCBI's taxonomy places the organism in Eukaryota, Viridiplantae, Streptophyta, Magnoliopsida, Malpighiales, Salicaceae.